Messenger RNA from Oreochromis niloticus (Nile tilapia), 672 nucleotides. RefSeq lists its product as uncharacterized. The transcript is spliced from 7 exons. NCBI's taxonomy places the organism in Eukaryota, Metazoa, Chordata, Actinopteri, Cichliformes, Cichlidae. The coding region runs from base 35 to 400 and encodes 121 amino acids. The record is from RefSeq and is a predicted model, not a curated record.
AGCAUCCAGAUCUUCACUUUCUGUCUCUCUAAUCAUGGGGCUGGUUAGUGGUGUCUCACUGAUUCUCCUGCUGUCCCUGCUGCUCUGUUGUUGGCACAAAAAACCAAAGGGUACACUUUGUAUCAGACCAGCCCAGUCUCAGGAAACCAGUCAGACUGCUGCUACAGUUCAAACUAUGAGCCAGGAUGAAAAUCAGCAGCAAAUAUAUUCCUCUCUUCUUCACGGUGACAUGAACGUCUAUGAGUCAUGUAGAUCUUCUGAAAACACUGGUGGACGGACAGAUGACUACAGAAAUAUCUCUCUUCAGCUGAGAAGUGCUGGACAGAGGAGAAAGCGUGAUGAUCCAGAGGAAUCCUCUGACUACCAUAAUGUAGAUCCAAACUCAGCUACAGAUCCCUAAAGAGAGGCACGACAUCAACAAAACGAGAGAAGAUGGACCACAACAUGAAAAAGAAAAACAUUCAUUCUUAAACUUUUGUUCAUUAACAUUUUUACAGCUGCUGGAUAUUAAAGUCGAGUCACACCGUGAUCCUGUGGACAAGAGUUGUUAAAGCUAAGUUAGGAAGAGAGGUGACAGUCAGUGAUAUGGCAGCAUAUGGCUUCAUGCUGAGAAAGAAGUAUAAGGAAGGUCAGAGGGAGCUUCACUGUGUCUUUGUGGAUCUACAGGGCGGG